GCAGGCGGGUGCAGGCGGGUGCAGGUGGGUGCAGGCGGGUGCAGGCAGGGAGCCCGCGCCGGGCAUGGCGCGCUGGUGGCGGGCGCUGCCGAGCGCGGCCGGGCGCUACCCGUGGCCCACCAACGUGCUGCUCUACGGCGCGCUCUUCUCGGCGGGGGACGCGCUGCAACAGCGCCUGAGCGGCCGCCCGGCCGACUGGCGGCAGACGCGCUGCGUGGCCACCGUGGCCGUGACCUUCCACGCCAACUUCAACUACGCGUGGCAGCGCCUGCUGGAGCGCGCGCUGCCCGGCCGCGCGCCGCUCGCCAUCCUGGCCAAGGUGCUGUGCGACCAGGUGGUGGCCGCGCCCGUGGCCGUCACGGCCUUCUACACCGGUAUGAGUAUUCUCCAAGGAAAGGAUGACAUAUUUUUGGACCUGAAACAGAAAUUCUGGAAUACAUAUAAGAGUGGUCUGAUGUACUGGCCUUUUGUACAGCUUACCAACUUCAGCCUUGUUCCUAUUCAGUGGAGAACAGCUUACACCGGACUCUAUGGCUUUCUGUGGGCCACCUUCCUUUGCUAUUCACAACAGAGUGGCGAUGGCACAUUGACGUCCGUUUUCACAUUCCUUCAUCGAAAGGAGGCCAACGAAUUUGAAAAGCCUCCAGAGAAAUGAGGAGUCAAGGGUUCCUUGAAAGUGACAAUAUUUUUCUUUAAAUGCAGUGAGUUACUACUGAUAAAAUACUCGUACUAACCUGCAGUAUGUGCUCCAUUUGGAAGAAUUGCUAUUCCUGGACUCACUUGUUUCCUAAUUACCAAUAAGCACUUUAAAUUUUAUCCAAACCUUUUCCCCCCUCAUUCUAUCCUGAAAUUAUUACUUCUCUAAUAUUUUCACUUCUUCAAUACUUU
Pipistrellus kuhlii (Kuhl's pipistrelle) is the source of this 888-nucleotide messenger RNA. It is a transcript of the gene MPV17L, whose product is annotated as MPV17 mitochondrial inner membrane protein like. The record is from RefSeq and is a predicted model, not a curated record. Gene Ontology annotation, cellular component: cytoplasm; membrane. The transcript is spliced from 4 exons. NCBI's taxonomy places the organism in Eukaryota, Metazoa, Chordata, Mammalia, Chiroptera, Vespertilionidae. Bases 65 to 655 code for a protein of 196 amino acids.